GUGUCAUGUUGACAUGCCAGCAAGGUUUUAAAAUAAUAAUAAGAAGAAGUUUUAUAGUCUCAGUUGGUCGCGAGUAAGUGGGAGACAAAGUAGCUCAUUCGCAGUUUGAAGGAGCUUUUUCCCAAGGAAAAUCGUAGUGAAAAGUAUAAUAAAAUAGUGAAAAGUCACUGUGAAGGCCACCCUCGUGACACGUGCGCGUGUGACGUGCUACAAAACUCGGGUGUGUGUUGAGAAAAACGCCCAAUUUUUGUGUCAAUUGUGAGAGAAAAGUGUUUUGUGUCUCUUUCGCACAAUGUUGUUCUCUUGGCUAGCGGAUUUCUGCAACUUGCCGAUUGAUCUGAUCAAUUUUUUGAUCAGCCAAUGCUUGGCUCUUCUUCUGGCCUCUUUCUUCCGGUCUGUGCUGCAUCCGUCAAAGGUAUCAGCUGGCGUUCGUCAUGCUAUUGGCCUGGUUCUGGGUCUAUUCUUCGGCUAUUUCUGCUUUGGGCAGCAGGCCAUUCAUAUCGCAGGCCUCCCAGCAAUCUGCUACAUUGUGAUUCGUACUCAGAAUCCCCAGAUUGUUCAGCGCCUUGUGAUGGUGGUGGCUUUGACAUAUCUCUCAUGCAUUCACCUGCAUCGGCAGUACUACGACUAUGGAUCGUAUUCCUUGGAUAUCACAGGACCCCUCAUGAUCAUUACACAGAAAGUUACAAGUCUGGCAUUCAGUAUCCAUGAUGGAUUUACGAGAGAACAGAAAGAACUCACCAAGAGUCAACAGUAUCAUGCUGUUCAGAAACUUCCAUCGGCUCUAGAGUUCUUCUCCUAUGCCCUUCAUUUCCAGGGUAUUCUCGCGGGUCCAAUAGUUUUCUAUCGCGACUACAUGGAGUUCAUCGAAGGGUAUCAUAUUCUCAAGCAUGCUCCAGGUUCUUCCUCAGCCAUGAGCGGUUCAUAUUGGGGCAAAGAAAUUAUCCAGGAACCAUCUCCUAUGAAGAGUGUGAUCAACAAAGUGGCUGCAAGUCUCAUUUGUGCCUACAUCUUCAUGAAAUUUGUGACUAUGUAUCCAAUUGAAACGAUCAAGGAGGACGAAUUUAUAAACAAUACUUCGAUGGUGUACAAAUUCUGGUUUGUCAUGAUGGCUACAACGGUGUGUCGGUUCAAGUAUUACCAUGCUUGGCUAUUUGCUGAUGCCAUCUGCAACAAUUCAGGCCUCGGAUUCAAUGGAUACGAGGUUGAUGGGACGGCAAAAUGGGAUAUGAUCUCAAAUAUAAAUGUGAUUGGAUUUGAGUUCGGUACGAACUUCCGUGAUUGCAUCAACAGCUGGAAUAUGGGAACAAAUCGAUGGCUCAGGAUGAUUGUUUAUGAGCGUGUGCCAAAGAAGUAUGGGACUGUGCUUACAUUCGCCCUCAGUGCUCUCUGGCAUGGAUUCUACCCAGGAUAUUAUGUUACUUUUGCUAGUGGCGCACUCUUUGUGAUGGCAGCUCGUUCUGGUCGACGAAUGUUCCAUCACCGAUUCCAGAAAUCUGCAUUUGUUCGCCGUUUCUAUGAUAUUCUUACUUGCUUCGUCACAAGAUUUUACAUGGGAUAUGCCACAUUCCCAUUUGUCAUUCUUGGAUUUAAGGCGAGUUUUACUGUGUACCUGAAAUGUUACAUGUGCCUUCAUGUGAUUGCCUUGGCAACCAUCUUUCUCCUGCCGCGUUUCAUUCGUGGCGAGCGAACUGCGCGAAAACAGGCAGCUACUCAAGUUUUUGAGGGAAGUUGUCAGGAGGCUCUAAUGGUUGGGAAGGAUGAAAAGGCUGAGCAGAGGGUGAGUGCGAAGGAGAGUAUUGAUGAGGGACGAAAUGAUCCGCUUCCGGAGAUGGACAGUGAUGCUCUGGCAUCGGUGAUAAAGAAGAACUUUGAAAUGGAAGCACGCAAUCUUGAGGAAUUUCUGGAGAAGAAGGCCAAGGGAAUUGUGGAGCUGAAGGAGGAUCUAUGGCAGGAGCUUAAUGUAAUGUACUCAUCACCGGAGAUGGAAUUGAGGAAGAGAUAUCCGGAGGGUAUUUCACCGGAUGUGGGAGUUGAUGUGUUUAUCAAGAAGGAGAUCAAUGCUCUCAAUCAGGCCGUUCAGCAGGCCACUGUCUUGCCCGCGGUGCUCAGCAAUGGACAUGCCAAGUAGGUGGGACAAAUUUAUACCACAUCACAAAAAAAAAAUCCUCCACAGUUCCCCUGUCUCUCUCUAACUUGGAAUUUUCCUCACGAGUUCACAGAAAAAUUGCAAGAAGUUGAUAAAUAAUAUUCCAAAUCGGCCGGGAUAUUAAUAGAUUCCGGGUCAAAUGUUUUUUUGUUUCACUUUUUUUUUGGCCUCGUGCAUUAUGUAUUUGUUCGCACAAAAAAAAUCUAAUUCAUGUUCUUGUUUUAUUUUGUAUUGAAAAAGUUGGGAAAUUCAGCAGAAAAUUAUCAAAGCGAAUUGGAAUUCAAAACCUUGUGAAAUGUUUCUAUGCAAUUUAAAGUUUAGCCUGAAAUUUUAAAUGAAAAAAAAAACUUUAUAGAAGAGAUAAAUAAAAAAAAAAUAAAAGCCA
Phlebotomus papatasi is the source of this 2534-nucleotide messenger RNA. It is a transcript of the gene oys, whose product is annotated as lysophospholipid acyltransferase 6. Gene Ontology annotation, molecular function: acyltransferase activity. The transcript has 5 exons. Lineage: Eukaryota; Metazoa; Arthropoda; Insecta; Diptera; Psychodidae. Gene Ontology annotation, biological process: lipid modification. Bases 293 to 2131 code for a protein of 612 amino acids. The record is from RefSeq and is a predicted model, not a curated record. Gene Ontology annotation, cellular component: membrane.